CACAAACAAGGAUAUCACGCUCGCCACAUUCGAUCCGUCCUUCGCAGCCGAUCACCUGGAAGCCAUACACAGAGAACGAAUAGCCACGUCGACCUUCAGAUAACUUGCAAUGGCCGACAUCCUCACGCAGAUGCAAGAUGAGCUUCUCAACAUCAUGCAAAAACAGCUCUUCCAAAUCCGCACCCGUGCACCACCUAGCGUCCCCGAAGGCCAGCAAAAGCUCAGCUCUUUCGCCGAGAAGGAAGCAGCAGACAAGUCCGAGAACGCAACCCAGAACUCCACACAACCAACACAGACAAGCGUUGCACCUCCGCCCCUGCCGACUCAGGAGGAGUUCAACGAGGAUUUGAAGGACAUGGCCAAGGACUUGGUAAUCAAGAGUCAGCAGAUUGAGUUGCUAACUGCGAAUCUGCCAGGUGUGAAUUCGAGUGAGGCUGAGCAGGUGCAGCGAAUGAAAGAGUUGGAGAAGGAGCUGGAAAAUCUCGAGGGCGAGAGGUUGCAGGCGGUCAAGGAGAAGGAGGUGCUGCUCAAGAGAGUUGAGGACAAGAUCAUGGGUGUUGGGAGGAUGCGGCGAGCUCUGAGCCUUCAAAGCGCGUACGACUGAUACUAUGGCGACCUUGGAUGGCUAAACCAACGAGCCCUCGAGCCCAGGUCAUCUCAGCAUCCCGAUUUGCAGCCGGCAGGUGACCCUUGAGCCCCCAUCUCUCGGAGGACCUUUUGCAAUCUGUAUGGGACACAGCUGCAUCGGCAAUAGAUCAGACAGCCUCGAUAGUAUUGGACGUACCACAGUCCGGAACUUCGGAUUUUGGAUUAGUCUCGCAGUCUUGUCGACAGGACCCACCCUCUGUCUCUCACGCAAGACUUCACA
Molecule: messenger RNA, 868 nt
Organism: Didymella exigua CBS 183.55
Lineage: Eukaryota; Fungi; Ascomycota; Dothideomycetes; Pleosporales; Didymellaceae
Product: mediator of RNA polymerase II transcription subunit 21
Exons: 2
Coding region: 110-604 (164 amino acids)
Biological process (GO): regulation of transcription by RNA polymerase II
Cellular component (GO): mediator complex
Molecular function (GO): transcription coregulator activity
Source: RefSeq, a predicted model, not a curated record